This is a messenger RNA of Rubroshorea leprosula, 1190 nucleotides long. NCBI's taxonomy places the organism in Eukaryota, Viridiplantae, Streptophyta, Magnoliopsida, Malvales, Dipterocarpaceae. The record is from the annotation of a GenBank genome assembly.
AAUUCUGUGGGUGGUUUGACCACCUUCCCAGCUCCAGGUCUAAUCUUAAUGGACCUGAAGCAGGCUAAGUUCAAUCUUUCCAGGACAACGAAUGAUCUUGCUGACAUUUGAGCUUCUGUUGAUUCGUUAAACAAGAAAUUGGUGAAGACUUUCUAGAAGCCCCGGGAGAGGUUAUCUUAAAUUCCUCAAAGAUAUCAUCUCUUGAAAAGAAGAGCUAAACCAAACCAAAUUGAAGAUGCAAGUGGCAGAAGAUGCUGGAAAGAAGGGCAGUUCUGAUAACCCUAUAGAAAUUACAAAAGAGCUUCGAUGGUCGAGUUCUGAGGCCAGGCAAUUCAAGAAGAUGGGAGAAGCAGCAAGGUCAAUUUCUAAGAUUGAACAGACAAAGGAUAAGAUAAAAACAGCUGACAGGAGGUUGGUUGCAGCCAGAAAAAUGAAGGAACCAGCUAGAUCGAGCAGCUGAAGCCAUGGCUCUUGCGGAGAUCAAAGCUCUCCAAAGAACUGAGAGCUCAUCUGGAUUUCCUCAGAAGAAACCUCAAGGAGUGACUCUUUCAUUUGAAGAGUACUCUCCUUUAACAUGCAAGGCUCGAGAGGCUGAGGACCUCUCUAAGAAGAAAGUGAUUGAAGCUAUGCGCCAAGCUGAUGAAGCAAAUGUUUCUAAAAUGGAAAUCCUAAAGAAGGUAGAGGAAGCUACAGAAAACGUCACAACUAGUAAGAAGGCCUUGGAAAAAGCACUGAAGCGAGUAGAGGCCCCAAAUCAAGGCAAGCCGGCAGUUGAAGAGGCUCUUCGCAAAUGGAGAUCCGAGUAUGGUCAGAAGAGACGCUCUGUACAGAACUCUACCAAGUUUAAGAAUCCUUACCCGUCUCAUCACAGGAAAGAUCCCCGUGUCCUUGAUGUCAAUGGUGUUGAAGGAAACCAUGACACUAAUGCCACAGACUUCCAUUCACAUGCUGGUGAUGAAUUCAAGCUUGGUUACAUUAGAAUGUAACUUAGUUAAUGGCUUUUGUUGUUGUUUAAGGAUUGGUUUAAGUUUGAUGUAAAAGCUGUCCUUUUGUAAGACUUGAUGUGAUAUGAGGGAUCCUUGUUCUAGGCAUCAGACAAGUUUCCUUAGAUUAAGGAAAAGAGAACAUCAAAUCAUAUUUUGUAAUGCUGUAAACAUAUAUCAGUAGCUCAAUGAAAAUGAGCAAUUGUU